UAUCGCUGUUCAAGAUAGAAUCUUUUUGUUGCACUUUCACUUCUGAAAUAUUCAUUCAAAUAUUAUUUUAAUUCUAUUAAUAUAUUAAUCACUAGAAAUUAAUAUAGUCCUGCCGUUUUUAGAUAUAUUUUUUCCAAAUUUAAUUGAAAUUUCGAAUAAUACAGUAAUGCCAUCUGACGAUACUUCGUCGUAUAUCUCUUUGACGUUUGAGAUCAACACGUCCGCGCUGUGCGCGUCUAUGGUUCUGCUCGCGUGGAAAGUGAAGGAGAAAAAUUUCGUGACGUGCUUAACCCACACCUUUCCCUCGUAGUAUCCGUAAAAUGCCUGGGUUUCUGUGAUUUUCCAUUUCAGUCCCGUAAACGAUUGAUUCACGAGUAUAAGGGAUCGAAAAAUUGUCUAGGCAACGGCUCGAAUGUUCUUUGGAAGAAAAUAAUGCUUGUGCUCGCGUAUGGACACCAGUGCCAGAUACGAUAGCUAGGUUUUACUAUAAAUAAGAAAUAGGUGGUACUGUCCUAAAGGCAGUAUGAGUAAUCCUUAUAGAGCCAGACCAGCAAGGUCUAAAGCAGGAUAUGGAGCUCAUAAUCAAACAAUAUGGAAUCCUAUGAUGAGACAACAGACAGAUACACCAUCAAAUGAUUCUAUGCAACAUCAAUCAGCGGUUGUGAAUCAGUCAAAACAAGCAGCUGAUUCUUGGAAUAAUUCAUGGAAUUGGGACUUUGAUAAACAGACAGAUAAUCAACAGCAACAACAACAACAACAACAACAGCAGCAGCAGCAGCAGCAGCAGCAACAACAGCAACAACAAACAUCUCAACAAGAACAACAACAACAGCAUUAUGUGCCACCAUAUAAAAAUCAAGGACAACUGAUGUCCAAUUCUAUCCAGGAUCAUUAUUAUAAAAAUGUUAACGGUAACAAGACUGAUUUGAUUAAUCAGAAUACUAUGUCAGAUGGAAAUACACAUGGAACUGCUAGUAACAGGCAGCCAAUUUCAAAUCAUUCGGAUUCUUUUCCACCUUACUCGAAUUAUGUCCCAUACCAGCAAUAUCCACCACCACCACCGCCACCUAGACCGAGUUCUAUUAAGUCUGGAUCUUUGGAUUAUGAUCAUACACAAUGGACAAAUGAGCAACAACCUCAAACUGGUUCAUAUCAGCAACAAAGGUCCACUAUACAAAAUCAGAAGAUUCAAGCAACAAAUCCUCUUUUACCUAGUAGUAAUUACGUUUGGCAGAAGUCCGAACAAACAAAUUUAAUGCCUUCAAAUAAUUGGCAGAGCAAUGUAUCCAAUCGUUGGCAAGAUCCAGAAAUGGAUAAGGAGGUACAAAAUUUUGAUGAUAUGGGUAACCAGUGCACACCGCCGUUACAGCCAAGUAGAUCGAAUCAGCUUCCUCUGCCAUCCACAGAAAAUAUAAAAAAAGAACAUUCCACAAACGAUGCAAACAAUUGGUCCAGUCAAAUGAGCAUGCCAACUCCAUGGAAUCAAAAUCAUGAAUCUGUAUUAGCUAGUCAGAGUCAACAACUACAAAGUUCCAGUGUCAAUAAUGAUUUUAAUUCUUGGCCUCAAACAGCAAAUACAGAUCUUUUGCAACAAUGGAAACAUACGAGUGAAUUGCAUACUAAUCAGUGGUUACAAGAGCAACAGGAAAACAAUAACUUACCGGAAGAAAGUAUUAAACCAGAUAAUGCUGGUGUUAUUCCUUCGAAUGAUUGGCAACAAAAUCGUAUAGUAUCUUCUCAUCAUUCUCUGCCUAACAUGCCUCCACCUCUGGAGUCCGGUGUAGAACCAGAAGAGAGGAAAAAAUCUAUACCCUCGUCGAUUCCAAAUUCUAUGAUCUCUAAAGAUUCUACUAUACACGCGAAAGCAAACGUCCCCAAAUCCCAACUACCUGACUCGCGACUCAACAUGUCAUCUACUCCAGAAACUACAUCUACCGUUGCAAGCUCUGAAAACGUUUCUGUACAGGAAAACAAUGAAUUCAAUCCAGUAGGUGAUAUGAUAGAAUGGGGCAAAACUAAUUCAUCGGAGGAAUUACCUGCAAAACUAGAACAGUUGAGUCUUAGUUCCAAGAUCAGUAAACAGGUGGAACAUCAAAGCGAGACCCCAGAAGCACAAAUCCCUGCAACCUCUGCAGACGUAUGGAGUCAGAAUGCAGCUCCUCAUAAUGUUAACUCUGACCAUAUACCCGGACUAUCUUCGGAUUACCCCAUGCCUGCAACGGAACAUCCUCAUUCCAUCGACAACCAACCUAGCACUAAUAAAGAUCAUCCUGCGCACAACACGUAUCAGGCAUUAAGUAUUGCGCCAAUAGAUAACGUGGUGCAAAGUGGAUACGAUCAGUGGUACAAUCAAAGCGCAUUGCCGCGUUCCUCGGACAAUACAUGGUACACGAAGGAUCAUAUCAGGCCAGCCAAGGAUUGGAACGUCGAACAGAACGUUGAGAAUUAUGAAAACAUCCAACAGCCUACAGAAUUUGGGAAUUUGGAGGUAGUUACACCGUCGUUGCAGCAACGCGAUAUAUAUGGCUCAAGAGAUUCCAUAAACAAGGAAACACUGGACAACGAUCCAAAACCGGUUAUCAAUCCUGUCAAGGAAACUGUUAAUACACGUGAUUUUCGACAAGAAGUGAACAACAUAGAAGUACCCACUGUCCAACAGCCGUCACGAUCCUUGCCACCUCUUCAACCGGAACAGGUACCGGACAACUACGAAUUCGCAUCGAACGACAGAAACACGUUUUUAGAAACCGGCGAAUUAACCGAUUCCCAUCAAGAGCACGAACCGACUCCACCAAGCCAGGACGACGAGAACGAUGAAGUGCCUAACGAUAUUCCCUUUCUACGAGAAGUGCCGGGCCAGUCGAGUUCCAUAGAUCCACGCAGAAACGAUCCAACAGGGCAGGAACAGUACGUUCAGUCCGCUCAAAGGUUGUCGGAUCCAAGGAGAAACGAUCCCUCCGGUCAGGAGCAGAGUCUUCAGCUGAGGAACAUCACUGAAAGAUCCGAGCGACGCGACAUCCCUCCUGGCCAAGAGAGGAGUGUCUCUCUGCUUUCGCGGUCAGACUCGGAUACACUGGAACGUAGAAACGAUCCGUCUGGCAGAGAACGAUCGUUACCUCCCCAGCAGUCUCGGAAUGAUCCCUCCGGGGAAGAAAGACAUCAGUCGCAACCUCCAAUUAUGUUGGAGUCCAGCGAGACACGGGAGGUUCCUGGUAGAGGCAAUGAACCUGAAGAUCCUAAUCAACAGACGGAUGAGAACCUCAGGCAAAUACCUGGGGGUGCAUCUCCCAACGAAGUUGUCCAGUCCUCGGACGACAGGCCCAAUGGAAGAGUAGUCACAGGUUCUCAAGAAGUCCCUUCUGCAGUCUCCGCUAUACCGGAUCCAGCCAGCGACUCGAGGAGCAAGCGCGAGGAGGCUGUCGGCGCGUCGAUACGCGAAGGACAGGGCGCUUCCAGUUCGUCGAACCGAAGAGACUCGUACGACGACGAGAACGACGAAGGAUCCGGAAACAGUCGGGACGACAGCAGGGAAAGACGGCGCGACAGCAGCUCGGAACGACGACGAUACGAAUACGAACGGAAGAACUCCUACUACGAUCGUGAACGGGAGUACGACGACGAUUACUAUUACGAUCGUCGUCGCGGGGCGGACAGCGACCGACCGUAUAACGCCCGAGAUGAAUUCGAUCGCCGGGAUAUACCGUACAGAGAGGAUGACCGGAAGCAUCAUAGCCGGGAUGAUUUGGACAGGCACACCAGAGAAGACAUGGAGAGAAGGAGCAAAACUAAAGACGACUUGGAUGAGAGGGACAGCAGAAGACGGCCCGACGAUCGCAGAAGGGACAGGGGCGACGAUGUACGUCGGAGAGACAGGGAGAUUCGAGAUUAUGAUCCUCGGUACUCUAGAGAUCGAGACUACCUCGAUCGCGACAGAAGGAGAGACGAAAGACGGCCGAGGAGAUACGACGAUUACAACAUGAGAGAUUUGUACUACGAUGAUCCUUAUAGCAGAGGUUCUAGACCAUCUAGCAGAUCUUCCUACAACGACAGAGACCGAGCCUACUACGUGCGAUCGAGGGACCCUUAUUAUGGUUAUAAUGGUUACCCUGGCUACGAUUACGGCGUUCAUUAUGCCAACAAUUAUUACGCGUACAUAGAGAAUUUGCGACGUACAAAUCCUGCUGCCUACUCGGAGUGGUAUCACAAGUACUAUGCCAACCAACAUCAGCAGCAGCAUGUCGCCCAUGGUGUCACUAAUUACCCGGAAGACAGGGCUAGCGUUCAUUCAGGCCGUAGCUCGUGCGACGAUAGAACAACUGGCGAGAAACGAACUUUAGGCGACAUGUCUUUGCUCGAGGACUCGACCAGUGCUUCCGCAAGAAUGACACCGAUCAAAUAUUCCAUUUCCCAUGCAUAUGGUUGUUUUUCGAUCGGAUCCUUGAUUCAUGUGCUUCCGUCUUAUCCGACUGAUGGUGAAAGAGCCAAGGUGGACAUUCUUAGAUUGGACAACCUGCUCUUACAUGAUCCCGUCACGCGUGAUUUACGAGCGUAUCCUGGGCCAUUAAUUAAGGGAGUCACUCACAAAAAGACCAUUAUCGAAUAUUGCGAGAACAAAAUCAAAAAAGCUGCAUCGAACGAAGAGAUGACCGAUCGUGCUUCGUACAUCCUUUUGUACGAACUAAUGAUCAUGCUUAUUCAACAGAAUGGGAACGUCGUUGGUGUCGAUAUUGCUGCCUUAUUGCUCAGAAACAAGGAAGCGUAUCCUUACGAUUUAAACAAGCAAAAGUCGCAGGAUGCAGGAAGGAGAGAGUCGGUGAUAUCGCAAAGAUCUGGGUUAGGUGGGGACGGAUGCCAGGGUACUCAAGAUGGUGCAUCCGUUUCAGAAAAAAUAGAAAGCAAACCGCGCAAGAGUAUCGAGCAAAUAACAGACGAAUUUAGGAACACGUUACUGUAUGGUUUAGUCCAGGAAGCCUUAGAAUACGCGAUGAACGAAGGACUCUGGGGCCACGCGCUGUUCCUGGCCAGCAAACUGGACAAGCGCACCCACGCCUCCGUGAUGACUCGUUUCGCCAAUAGUUUACCGUACCACGAUCCUUUGCAAACCUUGUACCAACUGCACUCCGGUCGCGUGCCCGCCGUCGUCACCAGUAUCUCGGAUCCACGGUGGGACGACUGGAGACCCCAUUUAGCCAUGAUCAUAUCGAACACGUCCUCCAAUCCCGAAAUCAACCGUCGUUCGAUCACAACCCUCGGAGACACGCUCUCCGCGCGCGGCGACAUCCACGCGGCCCACUUCUGCUACAUCCUCUCGCAAGUCGACUUCGGAGCUUACGGGUCCAGCAACGUGAAGCUCGUACUGAUCGGCGCGAAUCACCAUAAACCGUACAACACGUUCCUCACGUCGGAAGCCGUGAUGCUCACGGAGAUAUACGAGUACGCGAGGAACCUCAGCGAGCCGGGAUUCACCUUGGUGGACCUUCAGACCUUCAAGUUCGACCUGGCGUCGAAGAUGAUGGACCACGGAUUGAUAGAGAAAGCCUUAUUGUACAUAGAACAGAUCGCCGUAAAUAUCGCCAACGAGCCGUCGAAGUACAAGAAGUCGUUCAUCUGCGCCGUGUACAAUUUGGGAGACAGGAUUAAAUUCCACGAUCCAGUGUACAAGGACUCCACCGACGAAACCAUUACUUUGCCUUGGUUCGAUAAUUUGGCUGAGAUUGUCAGCAAAUGUUACUCUGGAGAAAUAGUCGAGAGUGAUGCCUAUGGGUCGCAGACGAAAGUAGAACAGUAUAGUGCCACGCAGAAUCAAGAAAUCUAUGAAACAAAGCAUCAACAACAGCAGCAGCAACAACAGCAACAGCAGCAGCAGCAGCAGCAGCAGCAACACUGGAAUCCUCCACAACCGGAAUACAGAGAAGGUCCAUCGUCGAUGAUGGAGGUCCCUUCAACCGAAGUGCAAUCAGAAUGGCAGCCCUUAUCUCUGCCAUCCAACAUACCGGACACGUUCGACCAAACGAUGCAAUACACAAGGAACACCGAGGAAUCGUACCAGCAAUCCCAGCAGCCAGAUUACUGGAACCAAGACUCCUACUACCAGAGCAACUACGGGAGGAACGACUGCACUGUCACCAACUGGCAGCAGCAGUCAACCAGCGUCCCAUACUCCUCAGAACAAGGUGACACCGACAGUUCACAGCAACAGGAGAAAUGGAACUAUGAGACGGAAAGAGAGGAUAAAACGGCCACUCCUGAACCGCCGCAGCCGGCAAUCUCGAUGACGCCGUCGACGAGGAAGCAGUACGACCCGCUGGAGGAGCUGGACGCGCUGGAGACGCCGAAGCCGUCCUCCAAGCAAACGGCGACGGCCAAGAAAACCGCGGAGAAACCGACGGAGAAGAAACCAUCGAACAGUUCGUGGAUCGGAGGUCUGUUCAGCAAGUUCGCUCCGAAGCCCAGGAACCAAAUGAUUCUGCCCGACGACAGUAAUCCAACGAUUGUGUGGGAUCCUGUUGCUAAAAAGUGGACGAACAAGGAUGAAGAUGGAGACAGUGGUUCUGCAACGUUAGCCCCUCCUCCGAAAGCUUCUGACAUGGGGUUCAAGGCACCCGCUGCGGAGCAUUCCUCCCAACUGUCUCAGCCACCCCCUCAAGCUGACGAGUCCGCCAUUAAUAAGUUUAAAUUGCCGAAAGGGAGAAACAUGCGAGCUAAUUAUAUAGAUGUGAUGAAUCCGGCUGGCUCGAAGGGCAGCGCAGCACCCUCGAAUAUACCAACCCCGAUCACAUCUCCAAUGGUACCUAUGGCAACUUCCUCGCCUCAAUUAUUCAUUCCUGCACCAGUUAACGACCGGAAUGGACCUGUGGCUUUCUUGCCAACCGCAGACGUUGCACUUUCCACAAACGUCUCCGAGAACGCGUCUCAAGGGCUCUCUCGAUGGAGCUCAACCAGCUCGUUAUCGCGAGAGGUGCAGAGCUACACGAUGAGGGAUCCGCGUCUCCUCCCAAGGAACAAGGGACCAACGAUGUACAACCCGAGUGAUAUGAAGGAUCAUUCAGCGAAAACUAUGCAGCAGAGUCGGUACCCUCCGCGGUAGAACUCGGGAGACGUUCCUUGACCAGUUCGCUGAUCAGAACGAGCGAUUCUUUUCUCGCUCUAGGAUGAUUUUACUUUACGCGAAUGAAAUCAAAGUUUUUGUAAAGCACACACACACACAAACACACCGGCAAAGAUACC
This is a messenger RNA of Nomia melanderi (Alkali bee), 7227 nucleotides long. RefSeq names its product endoplasmic reticulum export factor secretory 16 (gene Sec16). Gene Ontology annotation, cellular component: endoplasmic reticulum exit site; ER to Golgi transport vesicle membrane. The record is from RefSeq and is a predicted model, not a curated record. NCBI's taxonomy places the organism in Eukaryota, Metazoa, Arthropoda, Insecta, Hymenoptera, Halictidae. Gene Ontology annotation, biological process: Golgi organization.